UGUAGAGUGACACUCUCUACCAUAGAGAUGUGAAACCAUCGCGAGUCUUUCCAUCUCGGUCUCUCAGACUUACAAAACCUUCGCGAAAACCGGCAUCCCCACCCGAGUCGCCAUGGCGAGCACGGUUGAGGUACCCCAACAACCGUCCGACCCCAGUACGCUAAACGACCUCCGACUCUUCCUCGCGGGCACGUCCGGCUAUGAAAGCAAGAUCAAGAGCGGCGACGUCGCCAAGGCGGCCAUCCGCCUCCUCAAGACGCUGCCGGUGGCCCGCGAAGCCGUACUCGAGUACAUGCACAACUUGUUCGACGACGCCGUCAACCGACACAUCAUGCGCCUCGACUCCGAGGACACCGGUGUGCCGACCGAUCUGUCCGGGGAACGCGAGAUCGCCGUCGACGAGGUGCAGGCCGUCCUGUCCGGGUUCAUCAAGAGCAACCUGAACGCUUGGGCCCCCAUUAUCUCGACCUGGUCGCUCGAGCUGCUGGGCCACCUGACGCGCAAGUACGCCGACCGCAGGAUCGUCCACUACUCGUCCAGCCUGCCCGAGGUCUUGCAGAUAUGGAUGGCGUGCCCGCCGACCAGGACACUAAUGGACCUGACCACGCAGUGCUUGUCCACGCUGAUCGACACCGAUCCGGAUAGGUGCAUUGACGCCCUGCUAGAGACGUCGGUGCAGCACUCUCCCCACUUUGACUGGGUGGUGGCCCACAUCGGGUCCUGCUUCCCAAACACGGUUAUCACCCGUGUUCUUGCCUGUGGUCUCAAGGACUUCAUCAGCCACGAAGAGGACCAGGACAUGGGCGGCGAGAGGACACGGGUCCCAAAGUUGGCCUCAGUCGUGGGCAUUCUGGGCCAUUUGGCCGGACAGCAUUCGGCCGACAUCCGAAGGGCCCUGGUGGCGCUGCUGCAAGACAGCUUCAGCGCCAGUCCCACGAGGGAGCAACUGGCCACGGUGCCUUUCCUACUUCAGCUGGCGUCCAUGUCGGAACUCCUCCUUACGGCCAUUGUCUCCGAGUUUACUCGUGUUGUGUCUGCGGACAUGCUGAACAAGCUCUCUGGCCUGGUGGCAAAGUGGGAGUCAGCCAAGAUUCCGGGGACCAGAGACUUGAUGAACCUCACCGUCAUCCUCAUGGUUCAAAGUGGCACCGGGGACCUUAGAUUUCUCGCUCAGGUGCUCGACAUUGCCGCUGGCGAGAGCGACUUUUCAAAGUCCCUUCUUCCCACGGUUCAGAGUGCAGCCGGUAUCCUUCUGGACAGCGUGCUGCUCGAAAUGCAGCACAGAGUCUAUGCGGGCAGCGGCGACAUCCCGCUCCUGCUGGCGCUGGAGCGCCGUCUGAAUGAUGUCUGCGCAUGGCUGGACACCCGCUGCGGCCCUCGCACCCUCUGGCUCUGGAACGUGCUCGCCCUCAUGUGCGUUCACAGCAAGGAGAAAACCUGCGUGACCGUCCUCAGUCACCUGCUGUGCCGCUCCACCGGUGGUCCCACGGAACUGCUGCUCUUCCAGGGCCUGGUGCAUCAGGUGGAGGUUGUGCACGUCAACAGCCUCCCGCACACACUCUCACACCUGAUGGCCGAACUGCGGUCGGGCCGUGUCCCGGACCCCGCCCGUCUCGUCCGCAACCUCCAGACGCUCGCGGCGAGCCCGCAGUCCGGACCCCGCGUCAGCACUGCCGUCUGCCAGUCCGCCGAGGUGCUUGCAGAGCAGAUGCGGCUUACUUCAGCUCCAGAGUACGCGGACCUUCUGGCCGAACUCUUGUCGACCUCGGUGCGCCCAGAGGCCAUGUCUUCGACCGCAGUGGUCAAAGUGGCAUCUUCGGCGGUGGCCUACUUCUUUUCGGUGGUGUGCCGACCAGAGUGGUACAACGGCGGGCGUAAGUUCCAAGCAGCUUGCGUGUGCAUGCGUCUGCUCUCGACACUUUGUGUGCGGCCGGCGGCUCAGCAGCUGGCACUUCGGGACCUCCUUCGGGGCAGCCUCAACGAAGAGGUGUCGUGGCGCUUUGGUUCGUCGCCGCGAAAACGCGAGGUGCGGCGCACAACGCCAUUCGUGGCUCUCCUCGAGGAGAACCAGAAGUUUGCAACGUCCAUAAACUUCCCGCAGAGUCCAUCAUCGAUUGUUAGGGUCGGUGUGAUUGGGUCAGGGCUGAGGAGCGUGGUGCCGCCACCGGCCAUUGCGGCGGAGCAGGUGGUGCUGAACAAACAGCUGUUGCUGGAGACGCUGACUGCCUGCUGUGCUCUGCCUUGGGUGAACGAUCAGCCGGCUCCGCGCACGUCGCCGGUUGCAGGAAUGAAAAUUGUGGCACUGUUGCUCGUGGAGAUGGUUUCUUCAGAUGUCAUGUUCAAUGGACUACCCUGGCCUGACGAGGAUUUUCUUAAGGUGACCAUGGAACGUGACCUGCACAUCCAGGCGAUGUUUGUGGAGCACCCUGUGCUCUGGGACCUCCUGCACCUGGUGGCCUCCGUGCGUCCGUCGCUCUGCUACUGCAGCGUCCUUCUCCGGGCCGUGAUGGCCGUCGCCAUGACCCACUGGCGCAACUGCCAAGAGAAAGCCGCCGCCAACAGCCCCAAGCAUCUGGAGACGACGCAAAGGGUACUGCGCAUUAUGUCGGAGGGGCAGCUCUUGCCUCCGCCCAUGACAUCCACCAGUGAGAUCCUGGAGCUGCUGACACCGUUCGAGGUCUUCUGCCUCCUCCAGGAUAUCUGGCAGUACAUGAGGGACAACGUGCCCAGCCCUGCGCUCUUCGCUCCACAGAAGAAUGGCGCUGCCGGCGGCGGACAGCUGUGGCGGGAGUUUAAGCCAGACAAUGGGGACAGGAAGUACCUGGAGAGGCUGAGGAUGAUUAUGAUCAGCAACAUUGAGACCUGCGGACCAGUGUUCCAGAAGUUCUUCAGCAUCGACUAAGGGCUGCAUCGACUUAGAGAUGCUACGGGCAUUUGUGUCGGACCUCAAGCCUCAACAUUGUAUCCCACUCUCUGCAGACUUGACCAGCAACAUCAGGACCUGUGGACCUAUGUUCCGCAAGUUAUUUGGCAUUGACUGAGGGCUGCAUCGAGGUGAAGAGGUGACACGUGUAUUCGCGUCGCACCUUGAGCCAUAAUGUUUUAUCACGCUCCCGGCAGACAUAACCAUCAACAUUGAGGUAUGUGGACCCAUGCUUCGCAGACUUGAGCACGGUACCACGGCCUUGCCUGUGGUAACCAACAAAAUGUAUCACCCAGUGGUAUUGUGAUCGGCAACUUUAGAAAGAUAUCAAGACCGGUGUCCUGGAAGUUCCUCUGCAUUGACUUGAAGCUGACUCCCUGAGAUAGCAUCUAAAGUCUAAUCUGUGCUUUCAGAUCUUUUGCAUGAGCAGUGUCUUGCUCAGUGUAUCUUCAAACAGCAAUGCUGAGAGCUUUAGGCAUUGCAAACUAUGGCUAGGGCUUUACCAACCGAACGCAAGAAGUGUGCCUUCAUCUGCCAACGUGGGAUCUUGCAUUUUGACACUUAUUGAAUAGGCUACAGUAUGAACCAAAUCUUUGACAUUCAUGAGAAUUGACCGGGAGCUUGCAUCUCAAAGUGAGACAGCUUUCAGUUAUCAGGGGUUUGUUUUCCUUGCCUUCUUUCUCAUAGGUGAAAGUUUUAAAAAGCCACACUUAAAGGGGCCCUGCAAGGACUUUUUUCUAGUUCUUAAUUUGCACCGAACCUGGGUGCACUAAACGUAGUAACCUAAUGAAACUUUUUUUUUCUCGAAUUUCGCUUUAUUUUAAAAGUUAUAGGCGAAUCAAAAUUAAAAAAAGAAGCAAAAAAAUAACCUCCUUCAUAACAUCCUUGGUCGCUUGAGUGGCUGUGAACUAGAGGAGCGGUAGUGAGCUCAGCGAGCGUUUAUGGCUACCGCACUCCGUGCCGACGUCUCAAGAGUCGAGAGGGUGCCACUAAAGCAUGUGCUGGAUAGGCUGUAUGAAGUGAGCGGCCAGGGUGGCUCGCAUUGCAUUUGCUGCGCGAUUAAACACUAAUUCGGCAUGACACUUCAUUGGCAACAAAUGACAGCAAACACGGGGUAAAGAUCAGCAAAGAAUGGGAGCCACUUUGAGCUUCCAUACCGCCAAACCACAAGCCAGACCUGCUCGCCGAAGGCCUUCAGAACGCUCGGAACCGGUCGGAUCCUCGAGCCCGUAUACGACUGCUGCGCCGCUGCGUGCAUCCCCAACCUUUCUACACUCGCCACUCGUUGGUGCCUGAUCCCUCUACCCCUUUCUAGUAUGUGCCGCCUUUUCAACCGCUUGGUGCCAAGUAUGUUGACGGGUCACUUCUUGUUUCCGUACUUUAUAAACUAUUUGUUCCUUUUCUGAUCAAAAAUACUGAACA
Molecule: messenger RNA, 4345 nt
Organism: Ixodes scapularis (black-legged tick)
Lineage: Eukaryota; Metazoa; Arthropoda; Arachnida; Ixodida; Ixodidae
Gene: omd
Product: integrator complex subunit 5
Exons: 5
Coding region: 113-2902 (929 amino acids)
Biological process (GO): snRNA 3'-end processing
Cellular component (GO): integrator complex
Source: RefSeq, a predicted model, not a curated record